GCGAUUUUAUUUUGGUGAUUUCAAUUUGCGCAACUUUGUUAAUAGAAACACGGAUAAUGUCUUCUGUCAGAGGCUUCUUGAGAUGUUGCUGUAAUACAGACUGCUACAGGAGAUCCUUCAGCAUCUACAACUCUGAGGAAAAAAAUUACAACAUUCAAUUCCCACUGGGAUUAAUACAGUAUUUGACUUUAAGUUAAACUUCACAGUUACUUGCAACUCCAUGUUGCUUUAUCCCAUAAAAUCCCAAUGAAAUCCAGUGACGUUUGCGGUGCAAACUGAGCAUGACGUAAUUUCCAGAUUACAGUUCUGACUUUCUAAGCAAAUGAGCCGUGGAGUGCUGGUGUUUGGGUGUAAUGUUCCUUUAAAGGCUGUUGCCCCCUGCAGCGUCGUCAUUGCGCAGAACAGUUUGAACCAAAAAGCGGAGUGACCUUCCUCCGCUUUCAGUCUGAGAGGGGCAGCACUGAAGCAAGAAGCCGCUCACAGCUCCCAAAGUCCACCGCUACAGCCUCAGAAAUGAACAACAACUUAGUCGGAGAUGAAGUCGGGAAACUAUUUGUAGGUGGACUGGACUGGAGUACGACACAAGAAACAUUGAGAAACUACUUCUCGCAGUAUGGAGAGGUAGUAGAUUGUGUCAUCAUGAAGGACAAAACCACAAAUCAGUCGCGAGGCUUCGGCUUUGUUAAGUUCAAAGACCCUAAUUGUGUACGAACGGUGCUGGAGACAAAGCCACAUAACCUUGAUGGAAGAAAUAUUGACCCAAAGCCAUGCACACCCAGAGGAAUGCAGCCCGAAAAGUCUCGAACCAAGGAGGGCUGGAAGGGCAGCAAAGCUGAUAGCAAUAAAUCUAAGAAGAUAUUUGUAGGUGGAAUUCCCCAUAACUGCGGAGAGCCUGAACUCAGGGACUAUUUCAAUAGAUUCGGAGUGGUCACAGAGGUGGUAAUGAUCUAUGAUGCGGAGAAGCAGAGGCCCCGAGGUUUUGGAUUUAUUACUUUCGAGGCCGAACAAUCAGUGGACCAGGCUGUCAACAUGCAUUUUCACGACAUCAUGGGCAAAAAAGUGGAAGUAAAGAAGGCAGAACCUCGUGACAACAAAGCUCCUGGCCAGCUUGGUCCUGGUCAGUGGGCUCCUAGGGGGAUUUUGACUGCAGCUAAUGGUUGGACAGCACAGCCGGCCCCAGGCUGGCAACAGGCUUACGGCCCACAGGGAGUGUGGGUGUCCGCUGCCGGCCAGCCUAUAGGUGGGUAUGUACCUUCGCUCUCAGCGGGCCGGGGAACCCCCACGCAACCUCCGUCACCCUUUAACGCAUUCCUGGUCACCACGCCGGCCGGCAGCUUCGCAGCACCUCAGGGCUACCCUCAGCAGGGCUACAGCACAGCACCUCAGUUUGGUUACAGUUUCGGCACACCCCAGGCAGACCAGUACGCUCCGCAGGUUCCUCCUCCUCCCACCACACCAGGAACGGCAACGCUGGGCUUUGCCCCCGCAACCACGCCAACUCAGGACUUGAGCAAGGCUCCCACAGGGCAGCCUGAUUUUCCUUACAGCCAGUAUGGCCUGGGUAACUACCCUCAGGACCCCUCUGCCUACGGACCAACGCGUCCUUCUCACAGUUAUGGUCAGGAUGAGCAGGGAGGAUAUAGUGCAGCUAAAGGGGUGAGAAAGGAAAGAAGAUUGAAAGGAGACCAGCACACCAGGUACGGUCAGGAACUGACAGCCUUCGGCCACAGCUUUGCAGACCCCAGCCAGCCGGCCGCCUCGUACGGAGCCCCAACAGCACAGCCGGCUGCCGCUCCCCAGCCCGCCGCCAGCGCGUUCGGCAGGGGGCAGAACCACAACGUACAGGGCUUCCACCCCUAUCGACGCUGACCGCCUCCCCAUGGCGGUGUGGCAUGGUGUAAAGUUCAGAAACCACAAAAAAAAAGAAAAGAAAAAAAAAAAAAAAGUCAGGGAAACAAGUGUUCUUGCUCAACGCAAUACUGGAUUGUUUGUUAGAAAUGUUGAAAUAACACAGUUUGAGAUAGAAAUCUUUUAUGAAAACAGGGAUUCCAGAAAAUUUUAAAGGGUUUAAAAAAUAUUUUUCUUUUCUUUUCUCGCAUUAUUUAAGAAAUAUUGAGCAGAAAGAAACUUUUAUCCCCCACCUCCCCCUGCACCCAUGUUUUAUAGUAGAUCUAAACUACUUUGCAAUAAUUUUGAUUGUCUGGUGAAACACUAGCACAGAGACUUAUAUGUAAAGAGAAUUGCAUUUAAAUAUGUAUAUUUAUGGCAGACGCAAAUGGAAAAAAACAGGGUUUAAAUUUUUCUCAGCUUUAAAUUCUAGGGAAAAAAACGUUUUUAUUUUUCAUUUGGUAAAUUUUUGUUUACUUUCUGAGCCUUUAAAGUUUGUUUAAAAUGGAGAUUAUGAAUAUAUAUAAUAUAUAUAAAUCUAUAUAUAUAUAUAUAUAUAUAUAUAUAUAUAUAUAUAUAUAUAUAUGUUAUACACAAACUGUGCAAUUUUUUUAAAAAAGAGAAUUUUGUACUAUAAAUGUACACUGCUUGUUUUUUAUUUAAAGAUGUAGACUUCCCUCAGGUGGCUGUUUUGGGUGCAUUUUUUGCACUUAUGCAAAAAGGAAAAAAAUGGAAAAAUUAUUACAAAAAUAAAUGUUUUAAGAUUAAAAUAAA
Molecule: messenger RNA, 2661 nt
Organism: Gambusia affinis (western mosquitofish)
Lineage: Eukaryota; Metazoa; Chordata; Actinopteri; Cyprinodontiformes; Poeciliidae
Gene: dazap1
Product: DAZ associated protein 1
Exons: 14
Coding region: 514-1869 (451 amino acids)
Cellular component (GO): cytoplasm
Molecular function (GO): RNA binding
Source: RefSeq, a predicted model, not a curated record